AUGGAAUAUAUGGAAGGAUUUAGUUAUGGCAUAGCUAUUGAAGUGAAUAUAGCAAUAUGUUAUAGCUGUGAUCAUUUCAAAGAGUAUAUGGAGCUUAAACAGAAACCAGAAGCUGAACGCGAUAUUUUCACAAGGUUAGCUAUUCAUCGACCUGAUGGUCUCUGUGCUUCACAAUUAGCUGAACAUUAUAAAUUAUUAUGGGCGGUUCGAGAAGAAAUGCGACAAGUUAACAAUGUAUAG
Entrophospora candida is the source of this 240-nucleotide messenger RNA. The record is from the annotation of a GenBank genome assembly. Lineage: Eukaryota; Fungi; Glomeromycota; Glomeromycetes; Entrophosporales; Entrophosporaceae.